AUGGGCCUCUCUGCCGCCGCCCCGCUGUGGGGCGCCCCGGGGCUGCUCCUGACCAUCGCCCUGCUCCUGGCGCUCUCCCUGCACCCUGCCCAGACCUGGGCGCCGGUGCAUCGGGACUACUGCGUCCUGGGCGCCGGGCCCGCGGGCCUGCAGAUGGCCUACUUCUUGCAAAGGGCAGGCAGAGACUACAUGGUGUUUGAACGCGCCCCGGGGCCAGGCAGCUUCUUCAUGCGCUACCCCCGGCACCGCAAGCUCAUCAGCAUCAACAAGCGGUACACCGGCAAGACCAAUGCCGAGUUCAACCUGCGCCACGACUGGAACUCUCUGCUCAGCCACGACCCCCGACUGCUCUUCAGACACUACUCUGACGCUUACUAUCCCGACGCCAGCGACAUGGUGCGCUACCUGAGCGACUUUGCAGAGCGGCUGGGGCUUCAUGUGCUGUAUAACACAACCAUUGCCCACGUCACUCUGAACAAGGAUCGCGGGGCCUGGAAUGGCCAUUACUUCAUCCUGACCGACCACCGGGGCCAGGCAUACCAGUGUAGCGUCCUUCUCGUGGCCACCGGCUUGCCGGUGCCCAACCAGGUGGACUUCCCUGGCUCCGAAUAUGUGGAUGGUUAUGAGUCUGUGUCCGUGGAUCCCAAGGACUUCGUGGGUCAGAAUGUGCUGAUCCUGGGCCGGGGGAACUCGGCCUUUGAGACAGCAGAGAACAUCUUCAGUGUCACCAACUUUAUCCACAUGCUGAGCCGCUCCCGGGUCCGGCUCUCCUGGGCCACCCACUACGUCGGAGACCUCAGGGCCAUCAACAAUGGCCUGCUGGACACCUACCAGCUCAAGUCCUUGGACGGGUUGCUCGAGUCCGACCUGACAGACUUGGCCAUCGUGAAAGACCACCAGGGCAAGUUCCACAUCACUCUGAAGCUCUUCAUGGAGGCAGGCAAUCAGAGUUCCGACGCCAUCCCCCUCCCCCAGGACGACAAUGACAACUUUGCCAUGCGCGUGGCCUAUGACCGGGUCAUCCGCUGCCUGGGCUGGAAGUUUGACUUCUCCAUUUUCAGCAAGUCACUCCGACUCUCUUCAGGGAGUGAACUCAGCAAGAAGUACCCCCUGGUCAGAGCCAGCUAUGAAUCCAAAGGGAGCCGGGGCCUCUUUAUCCUGGGGACUGCCAGCCAUUCAGUGGAUUACCGGAAAUCUGCUGGGGGUUUCAUCCAUGGAUUCCGAUACACAGUGCGUGCCGUCCACCGGCUGCUGGAGCAGCGCCACCACGGUGUGGCCUGGCCCUCCACUGAGCACCCCAUCACACACCUGGCCAGUGCCAUCAUCCGGCGCAUCAACGAGGCCUCUGGGCUCUACCAGAUGUUCAGUGUGCUGGCCGACGUGGUCCUGCUAAAGGAGAACGCCACCAUCUUUGAGUAUCUGGAGGAGUUCCCCAUGCAGAUGCUGGCGCAGCUGGAGACAAUCACGGGAAGGAGGGCGAGGCACGGGCUGUUCGUCAUCAACAUGGAGUAUGGCCGGAACUACUCUGGGCCCGACAAGGACGUCUUCUUUUCUGACCGCUCUGUUGGGCACAUGGAAGACGCCUGGCUGUCCAACUUCCUCCAUCCUGUCAUCUACUACUAUAGGCACCUCCCCACCGAGCAGGAGGUGAGGUUCCGCCCAGCGGGCUGGCCGCUCCCACGGCCCUCGGCCCUCCACCACGUGGUGGAGGACUUCCUGACGGACUGGACAGCCCCGGUGGGGCACAUCCUGCCUCUGAGGCGCUUCCUGGAGAACUGUUUGGAUACCGAUCUGCGAGGCUUCUAUGCAGAGUCCUGUUUCCUGUUCGCCCUAACACACCAGAAGCUCCCGCCCUUUUGCCAGCAGGGCUACCUGAGAACGCAGGGUCUCGUGGGAACUGAGAGCCUCCGUCAGCAUGGCGUGGAGAGCGGGCUCCUGUGGGACUCUGCCAUCAUGGGCCAGCGCCAGGGGGCCAGCGAGCAGCAGCCUGGCAACCACAGGCCAGGAGGGCACCCUCUGGCUCCAGGGCCUCCGGUCUCACCUUUCAACAGCAACAAGGAGGAGCUCUGAUGGGCGGCUGCUCCCACUAGGGUCACAGUCAGCCUUCCUCUUCCCCGCAGUUUCGUGCUCCCACGUGAUUGCCAAAGACCCCCCUCAGAUCAUCGCGGUGACUGCACCAAAGCCACACGGAGGGCACAGACGGGCUGAAGGGCGGCCACACAGUGGUCUUCCCCUCCUGUUUGGUUCAGGGAUUUCUGGGAAGAGGAGUCCAGGGACAGCAUCUUCUGCCAGAUGGAAGGGAGCCGCGUUCCACGCCAGACUUGUCUGCAAGCCAGCCACCACGAGCACCAGGCUGGCCUCAGCUCCAUCCCCAUCAAGUGCCCAGUGUUCCUCUUCCGAAGGCCCUAGAUUCCGCCUACCCGUGGAGCGUUUCACAAGUGCAAUCCACCCUCAUCUUCAUACGGGUUGUAGCAGGCACUUUAAGACAAAGGCUCUAAGGUCCUCCGCCAAGUGGGGCAGGUGGGGCUGUUACCCCCUGAUGGAAACACCAGCUAAGGAAGGUCAGGUGAUCCCAGGGGUCCCAGCCAGGAGUCUAGGAAGCCCUAAGGCCCGCCCUGCUUCACCAUACUGCCUCUCCCCGCCCCAUCUCUGCUUUCAGAAUCCCAGUUGGGACAGAGAGAGGACAGCUCCCAGCAGGCCGUCUUAUCUACGCGGGUCUCUGCCAAGCUGCUCUCUCCCCAGGACCGCCCUCCCUGACUUGCCUUCCCACUCUGUGUUCUCUCUCUCAUCCUACUCCCCUGCCCUUUGGCAUUCCGAACAGCGCCUCCUCGCCUCUGCCCUGCCAGAUCAGGUUUUGUGAAAUGAUCCCCGUGCUGGCUAUCAGUGGGGAUUCUCUUGGAGGGGAUUCACCCCACUGUUCCAUACAGAGCCCAGCUCAGCAUGGGCAAGAAAUCAUCUAUAAAUGAGUUUGUAAGAUAACGAUGAUGAAUGUAGUUUCUGGUUCCCUGAGCUGUUCUGGCUUUUUUAUUGUCCCUCCUCACCAGGAAUCUGUCCCUUCUUACUCUCUCAUCAGGUAUUUGAGUCCCAUUGAUGAGUAAGCCAUGGGAAAGCAUUUGUACAGAAAAUAAUCAUGGUGGUUUCCUCAAAAGCCCGGGAUCACAGGUGAUAGCUUUCUCACUGGUUCUUACCAGUAAGUCCUUCAUGUGUCCACUGAGAAUGGUAGGGACACAAGCUUUCCGGAUCCACUGCCCUUUACUUGGAACAGCUUCUUCAUGAUGGCCAGGUCCAAAAUCCCUUACCCCCAGCACCACUGUCUGUGCUCCAGGUGUUUGCAGUCAGAACAGUGAGACUCCAAAAGCCUGAGCCUGUCAGGGAGGAGGUGUUUACCCCAUGGCAAGACGUGGCAUAGUUUACAGAGAGCUGAAACUUCUCAUUGAAGGGUCUCUCCCUAAUCCCAGGCUGUUGAAUUUGCUGUAUUUCAUACUGUUUACAGGUAAACCAAAAUUGGGUCCCAUUAGUCCACCCUUCCUUUUCCUAAACUUUUUUAAAAAAAUAAAUCUUUUGGGAUUUCUAGUGGUCCAGUGGUUAAGACUCCACACUUCCAAUG
Molecule: messenger RNA, 3607 nt
Organism: Odocoileus virginianus texanus
Lineage: Eukaryota; Metazoa; Chordata; Mammalia; Artiodactyla; Cervidae
Gene: FOXRED2
Product: FAD dependent oxidoreductase domain containing 2
Cellular component (GO): endoplasmic reticulum lumen
Molecular function (GO): monooxygenase activity; flavin adenine dinucleotide binding
Source: RefSeq, a predicted model, not a curated record